AUGACUACUGAAGUUGGGGACGAGACUGCUAAAAAAGCCUCUUCACGUAAAAGAAAACAAACUUCCGAAGAAACUACUGUUGAACGUAAGACUAAUCCUAGACCACCGGGAACAUCUAAAAAGGCUAAGACCGAGAAAACCGAUGCUGGUCCCAGUCUUCCUACAUCCAAAAAUUUCUUGGCCCAUGCUCAAGAACUUAAAUUGAAUGGUGAUUCGGUUGAAGAUAUAACACCAACCGAAGAUGAACCAUUGUACACCUUGACCGCCAAGCCUCAUAAAAACGCUACUGGUAGUUACGGAUGGACAGCAAGUGUUCCAAAAGGAAAGAUUAAGGUAGACAUUGAAGGUGAAGAGGUCGAAUUACCUGUUACGAUCAGUUUAAAUAUUACCGUUCAAGGUUCCAAGAAAUAA
This is a messenger RNA of Funneliformis mosseae, 411 nucleotides long. NCBI's taxonomy places the organism in Eukaryota, Fungi, Glomeromycota, Glomeromycetes, Glomerales, Glomeraceae. The record is from the annotation of a GenBank genome assembly.